CGUCGCCGUAUAAAAACCGUCGAAUGGAUGAUAUCAACCACAUUCAGACUCAUCUCCUCAUGGCGGGUACAACCAUGAAGUCACUUCUCAUUGUAGUGUUAGUCAUCUCCGCCGUCGUCGCGGAAACGCCAGAAAGAAAACAUGAAAAACGUGGCGUUUUACACAAUUCGGUCUACACCGGAGGAUCUGGCAGUUUUGCGCAUCAUGGACCGAGUAUUCCCAUUAGCCACGGCGAAAUUGUGCAUCAUGGAUACGGUCAUGGAUACGGUCAUGGAUACGGUCAUGGAUACGGUCACGGAUACGGUGAAUAUUUGCACGGUCACGGAUACGGUGAAUAUUUGCAAGGUCAAGGAGUGUACGCGUCAAGUUUCGGCCUCGGAUACAAGCCCGUGCACCACAUUCACAAACAGAUCGUGAAUCGCGUGGUACCAGUUCCGUAUCCCGUGCCCCAUCCCGUUCCCGUGACGCGCAAAGUUCCCGUGCCGGUGCCACAUCCCGUACCCGUCGAAGUAAAACGUCCGGUCCCCGUACCAGUACCUCAACCAUACCCGGUCGUCGUCACCAAGGCUAUCCCGAUCACCGUUCCGCGCCCAGUUCCAGUACCAGUUCCACAGCCCGUGCACGUGCCUCAUCCCGUGCCACAUCCGGUUCCAGUUCCGCACCCUGUUUCCGUGGCGGUUCACUCUCCAGCUCCGGUCUCAGUCCAAUCUUUCCCUGAACCGAGUCACUCUCUGCCGAUCGGUCCCGCCGUCGCGUUCACCCCACCCCAAUCAAUUGAAAUCGGAGGAGCUAGUAGUGGUGCUUUACUGGAAAGCGGAAACAUUGAAUUCUCUGUGCUCGGCGGCCUCAGUUCGGCGGUGAACGAUCCCGCUAAUAAUGUUAUCGGCCACGGGGGUGCAGAGCUUCACCUCGAGCCCUCGAGCGAGGGAUACUCGUAUCCAAUACCGGCGAAAAAAUUCCUCUAAGCUGAGCAUCCCGAAGAAGACAUCUAUCGCGUGCGACGUUUCGAUCCGCGCACGCCGAUGCGAUACAUCUACCGUUUUCGAAAUCUCGCACAGCAACUGGCCGGCUCCGAGUCACGCCACACCCAUUUAUCCUGCGUUUCACUUGAUAUUUAUGGACUCGCACACACACAUAUACACAAAGAGUUUGCGAGGAGAAUCGUUGUGACCCCGAUUAAAAUUCCGCCGAAAACCGUAGCGAAAUGAAAGAGAUCGAGAGAAAUGACGUAUAUAUCAGCAUUUACUUUCGCGCUUUCGACAAGAAUGACUACAAGGGAACGGAGAAGGAAGGAGGGAUGAUGCAUUUUGAAGGCGUGAAAGUAACACGACGCGCUAAGGUCCGAGGAAAGAGAUGAAUAAUCAUGCGAAGUGAACGAGCGAGCGCGCGAUGGAGAUAAGAAAUACGAGAAUUUAUUCAAUACUUCCUGUUAUGGUAAUCCGGCACAGAUAGAAAAGAAGAUUGCUAAUAAUUCUUUGAAGAUAUAUCUCGCUUGCAAAACGUUCUCGAGUCUUAGUCGUAUUCCAAACGGAAUGAUACAAUCAAACGCGGAGAGGAAUAUUUGUGCGCAUUUAUAUACAUCACAAUUUCAUUCAUGAAAAUGUUAACCACAGAAAUCGUCUCGCUUUAAUCACGCUUAAUUCACAAGUUUAGAUAAUAAAUCGAUUUGCGAAGAAAAUUAUACUCGUAAGCGCAAAAGUGUAAAAAGCUGUGUGAACUGUUAUAGCUCGUAGAAAAAUAAAUUGUCAACUGUCUGGUUAA
Molecule: messenger RNA, 1761 nt
Organism: Pseudomyrmex gracilis
Lineage: Eukaryota; Metazoa; Arthropoda; Insecta; Hymenoptera; Formicidae
Product: proline-rich protein 3-like
Exons: 2
Coding region: 24-965 (313 amino acids)
Source: RefSeq, a predicted model, not a curated record